UUUUAAUAUUGCGUUUUGUGUGUUUCGAGGCUAUAAGAGGAUUUCCCGUGAACAACAAUAAAAAUCUCAAAAUCGGACAUGAUCAACCAAAAAUAAACAAGGUUCCACUGGAAAAUGAAUUUAGGACCAACAAGUCCAUACACAAAUGGACUAUUAUUUGCUGGGUGGAAUCAGGACCAUGGGUGCUUCUCAUGUGGAAUGGAAAGUGGUUUUCGAGUUUACAAUGCCGACCCUUUAAAAGAAAAAGAAAGACAAGAUUUUUCUGAUGGAGGCAUUGGUCAUGUAGAAAUGUUAUUUCGCUGCAACUAUUUAGCUCUUGUUGGAGGAGGCAAAAACCCAAAGUACCCACCAAAUAAAGUAAUGGUUUGGGAUGAUUUAAAGAAAAAACAUGUGAUAGAACUAGAGUUUUCUUCUGACGUAAGAAGUGUACGGCUACGGCGGGACAGAAUUGUUGUUGCCUUAGACACAAUGAUCAAAGUUUACACUUUCACACAAAAUCCACAACAGUUGCAUGUCUUUGAGACUGGCUUGAAUACAAAAGGUCUGUGUGUAAUGUGCCCAAACAGCAACAACUCGCUGCUCUCAUUCCCUGCUAGGAAGAUGGGUCAUGUUCAGAUAGUUGACUUAGCAGACACAGAAAAGUCCCCCGUAGAUAUUGCUGCCCACGAGGCCAAUCUCAGCUGUAUGGCUAUGAACAUGCAGGGAACAAAGCUAGCCACAUCAUCAGAAAAGGGUACUUUAAUUCGGGUGUUUGACACAGCUACUGGUCACCAGAUACAUGAACUACGACGAGGUGCCAACAGUGCAAAUAUUUAUUGCAUAAGCUUUAAUUCAGAUUCCACGAUGCUGUGUGUCUCCAGUGAUCAUGGCACUGUGCACAUAUUUUCUACAGAGGAUGAGAAAAAGAACAAACAAUCAUCAUUGGCAUCUGCAAGUUUCUUACCAAAAUAUUUUAGUUCCAAAUGGAGUUUCUCCAAGUUUCAAGUUCCCGGGGGUGCUCAUUGUAUUUGUGCCUUUGGAUCAGAGCCUAACACAGUUAUAGUUAUUUGUGCAGAUGGCAGUUACUAUAAAUUUAUCUUCAAUGCUAAAGGGGAGUGCACCCGGGAUGUCUAUGCACAGUUUCUAGAGAUGACAGAUGACCGAUCUUGAAGAGAAGACACCAUAUUGAACACAAUACCAUUUAGUUCUGUUCUUCAACUACCUAGGCUAUGAUGUGAAUGUCCUAUCAUAUACUCAGUCAAUGUAUCCUUUAUUGUGUCUGUAUAGUACUAAUAUAAUAACUGUGUUGAAUGCCAGCAGUGUACAGAAAUAAGUAAUGCUUGAUUCUCAAAAACAUAAAGUGUAAGUUUUACCAAUGUUGCAUUUAUGCAAUAACCACAAACAUUUACUAGGAAGAUAUUCACUCCUAAUACUUAACAAAACUGUGUUGUUGUUUUUUUUUUCAUGGAGAUUUAAAUUUUUUUUUUCUAAAAACUAUUUGUGCUUCUUUAUUUUUUUUUAAUGAGCCCAUUUCAACUAAAUAUAUGGGAUGUUUAUUAUAGGUGUAUAAAUAGACAUGUAUAGUUACUGUACAAAGGACACUAUGUAGAAAUAAAACCUGCACAUCUAAAUUAAUCUUUUUUAUCUUUCAUAAGUCAAAACUUUAUAAAGAAAUAUUUUAAUUUAUAGUUAACCUGUCUUUAUAUUAGUUAAACAUGAACAUGUCGCAUAUUAACAUGAAUGUUUUAAAUGUGACAAAAAAAUGUCUUCAUUUGGUCUUAAAGUUUUUAAAAGUUGAAAUGUCAUAAAAUCAUAAAAUGGUUUCAAAAAAUACAAAAGCUACGGUCAAACUUCAGCCAGCAAACAAUUGGUUGGUGUACACGUAGAGUCUAAAUUUGUAGAAACAUUUUCACCAGGUGAAUUUAUAGUUGUUUUGAAAAAGUAAUUAAUCCCCAAAAGUUGGAGAUGAUUAAUAAUAAUGCCUGAUUUGGUAUAAAUGCAUUUUGGAUUAUGUAUAAGUGAUGCUUGUAUAAUAGUUGAUUGUAGUGUCCAACAGAUAUUAUGCUUAAGUUAUUUUAUUCUUGACCUUGAAAGAGAAAGGAUUGUCUUGGACACAUUAUUAUUUCAUGUUGAAAUCUUAUUCUUUUUGUGCUUUUAACUUUACUGUGAAUGAUUUCUUUAUGUGAUACUUAACAUUUUGUAUGUGGGCUAAAUAUAACAGUGUGUAAAAUAAAUAAACCUAUUGUGUUGCAUGAACGAUUUUAAGGAUUCACUGGACUCUUAUAAAAUACUAAGCCUCUUUCACUGAUUUUAGCCAGGUAGUUUUAUAGUGUAUACAGUAUAAAGUGUUUUUGUAUAUAUAUAUAUAUUAUUACUGCAGAGGUCCCUUCAGCAGAGAUUCAACAGCUUUCUCACAUUUGCUUUAUUACAUUUUAGUGGACCCAGAGUAAAGUUCCUUUAAUUCAUGUAGAUAUACAAAAGUUUAAUGACCAGUGAAACAAAUUUUAGUUCAUAUUGCAUUUAAAAAGCUCAAGCAUAUUUUGACUAUAAGACACCUUUAUUUAUAGUUGUUUAAAAGAGAAGUUCUUAUAAUACCACUAAAACAUUUAUCUAUCAUUGAAUUGCUUACUAGGAAAUACUUGAUAGAUUUGUAGAUAGCGUUGCUAUUUCCUUUAAAAAUAGUUAAUGUGAAAUAAUUAAUUAGUUAAUACUGAAAUACAAAAAAAACAACACAUUAGUGUUUCAAUAUUUUACUCAAGCAUUUUGUAUUUUUUUUGUAACCAAUAAUAGAAUUAUUUUAGAGAAAAUGAAAAUAUUUGUUUUUCUGGCUUGAAAGAUUGUCUUCUCUAUUGCAAUUUACUUUCAUUGAGUAUCAUUAGGUCUUGUAAAUACACAGAUGUGCUUAUAAAAUAAUGAAACACAUUUCUCAUCCAGUGAAGCUUUUGUUUUUAAUCUAUGAUUCUUGUACCAUGUCAUGCAUGGUGUUUAUUUUCUUUUAAUUACCUUCACUUAAAAAUUAACCUUUUCAUUAUUUCCCCAUUGACUUAUUUUUAGCCCAAGAAAAGGAAAUCAACUUUUUCACGCAAUUGAACUAUUUUUGUAUGUGCUCAAUUUAAAAUCACUUCAUAUUUCCUGAUGGUUUGACUGGGUAGAGAGCUGCCAAUACAGGGAUAAUGAAGUGUGGAUUCUACUUACUGCCAAAUCUAGGUGGAAACAUUUGUCAAAUCUGAAUUAUAAAUUCUAAAUAUUUUUUUCUAGCAAUCAUUGAACAAACAAACUUAUCAAACUUACAUAUCUAUUAAAAAAUGAAGCAUUUCUGUCAUUUUUAAUCUAAAGUAGUAAAUAAAUACAAGGCUGAAUAAAACAUUUUAAUUUAUUUUAAAGCCAAAUAAAGAUUAAUUCAAAAUAGGAUUUGCCCUACUAAGUAUAGUUUUCCAAUGUUUUUUUUAGUGCGUUUCUUAACUGAACUAUGUGUUCAACUUGUAUUUGCAGUUUUAUUCUGGCAUCUAGUGGUUGAAUGGAUGUUCAUUUUUUUGUUAGGAAUUUCAAAUCUGACUUGUAUUUUAUGCUUGAAUUCAAUAUAUUGUAUAUGUCAACCACUAAUUUUUAUGCAUGCCUUUAUGUUCACACUCUACAUCAUCUACCAUUGUUUCUUUAAAAAGAGAAUUGCUUACAUAUGUGUCAGAUUUCAGAAUUUCUUAACUUAAAUCAGUCACAUAUACAAUUUUAUUUUGAAUUUCAGUAUUUAAGAUUGUAAAAUUGUUUUUUUAAAGUUAUAAAUGUUACUUAUUCCGAACUAGUCAAAUUUCCAGUUUCUUGGCUAAUAAAAAUUACUUAUAUGAUUAUUUUUUAGAUUGUAUUCACUUUAUUUUGUCUAUCUUUAAGUAAGUUUAUAUUAAAAAAAAACUUAUUUUAAACUUAACAGAUACCAAUAGUUUUAAGAAGUAAAUGAUGCCAAGAUAAAAACACUCUUGUUUUAAUAAUCAAACUGUAGAGAUAAGAUUGGCUACAUUUAUUGUAUCUGUAUUAUCUUUUUUUUCUGAUGCCAUACAGAUAAAUUUUGCUUUGUUGACACUGUUCGGGGUACAUUCCAGAAACAUUGAAUUUAUUACAGUCUGCUUGUGUAUGAAUGAAGAAAAUGUUUUAGCUUAUAAAAAUGUAUAUGCAUUCUUCGUUUAUUAAAAAAAAAUAUUAAAUAAUCAUUUAUGUAACAAUUAUUUUUUAAUAUUUUUUUCCCAUAAUGUUUGGUGACAAUCAAUUUUGAUGUAACAAUGCCCUAGAACUUGAGCUUACACAGUAAAAAUGUUAACACAUUU
This is a messenger RNA of Biomphalaria glabrata, 4295 nucleotides long. Its product is annotated as WD repeat domain phosphoinositide-interacting protein 3-like. The record is from RefSeq and is a predicted model, not a curated record. Gene Ontology annotation, cellular component: cytosol; phagophore assembly site membrane; extrinsic component of membrane. Gene Ontology annotation, biological process: nucleophagy; autophagy of mitochondrion; protein localization to phagophore assembly site. Bases 115 to 1149 code for a protein of 344 amino acids. Gene Ontology annotation, molecular function: phosphatidylinositol-3-phosphate binding; phosphatidylinositol-3,5-bisphosphate binding; protein binding. The transcript has 10 exons. Lineage: Eukaryota; Metazoa; Mollusca; Gastropoda; Planorbidae.